AUGACCGGAACUUUUUUGUGUCCUUAUAAAAAUUGCAUCACUUCCAAAUUUCUUGCAAGGCGUGAUGGCUCGGAUAUCAUCGUUGGACCUAUGCGUUGUUGUUGCCAUACGCAAGCCGGUUUGCUCCAUCUGUUGAGGAGGAACAGAGUAGAAGGAACGCUAAGACCUGUACUCUCUCCUCCUUGGUACCAAAUGCCUCCUCACCGCUCCGUCACAUUUGGAGUUCAGAAGAUCGAGAAUCUACCACUGCUAUAUCUUGGCAUAGGCUGA
Danaus chrysippus (African queen) is the source of this 270-nucleotide messenger RNA. NCBI's taxonomy places the organism in Eukaryota, Metazoa, Arthropoda, Insecta, Lepidoptera, Nymphalidae. The record is from the annotation of a GenBank genome assembly.